Molecule: messenger RNA, 2826 nt
Organism: Callorhinus ursinus (northern fur seal)
Lineage: Eukaryota; Metazoa; Chordata; Mammalia; Carnivora; Otariidae
Gene: DNAJC6
Product: DnaJ heat shock protein family (Hsp40) member C6
Biological process (GO): synaptic vesicle uncoating; clathrin-dependent endocytosis; dephosphorylation
Cellular component (GO): intracellular membrane-bounded organelle; vesicle; postsynaptic density
Molecular function (GO): clathrin binding
Source: RefSeq, a predicted model, not a curated record
ACUGAGAAGGGCGGCAAGAAGAGCCGGAGGCUGUUUUCUUCUCUGCGGCCGUGGAAGGCGACCCGGCGUCUGUGGAGGACGCGCUCGGCUCCCAAGGCGGCGCAGGGUGCCUCAUCUCCAGACAUGGAGCCCAGCUACGGGGGAGGUCUCUUUGACAUGGUGAAAGGGGGUGCAGGGCGGCUCUUCAGUAACCUGAAGGACAACCUGAAAGAUACCCUCAAAGACACAUCUUCCAGGGUCAUCCAGUCUGUUACGAGCUACACGAAGGGAGAUUUAGACUUCACUUAUGUUACCUCCAGAAUUAUUGUGAUGUCCUUUCCUCUGGACAAUGUUGACAUAGGAUUCAGGAAUCAGGUUGAUGACAUCCGAAGCUUUUUGGAUUCCAGACAUCUUGACCACUACACGGUGUACAAUCUGUCACCCAAGUCUUAUCGAACUGCCAAGUUUCACAGCAGGGUCUCAGAGUGCAGUUGGCCCAUCAGGCAGGCCCCCAGUCUGCACAACCUUUUUGCUGUGUGUCGGAAUAUGUAUAAUUGGCUACUACAGAAUCCCAAAAACGUCUGUGUUGUCCACUGCUUGGAUGGACGGGCAGCGUCGUCAAUUCUGGUUGGUGCUAUGUUCAUUUUCUGUAAUCUCUACUCCACUCCUGGCCCGGCCGUGCGAUUGUUAUACGCAAAGCGACCCGGAAUCGGACUGUCACCAUCCCACAGGAGAUACCUGGGCUAUAUGUGUGACCUCCUAGCAGACAAACCCUACCGCCCUCACUUCAAGCCUCUCACCAUUAAGUCCAUCACUGUCAGUCCAGUUCCUUUUUUUAACAAACAGAGAAAUGGAUGUCGUCCUUACUGUGAUGUAUUGAUUGGAGAAACCAAAAUAUAUACAACCUGUGCAGAUUUUGAACGAAUGAAAGAAUACCGGGUCCAAGAUGGAAAAAUCUUCAUUCCCUUGAGCAUCACUGUACAAGGAGAUGUGGUUGUUUCCAUGUAUCAUUUGAGGUCAACCAUUGGGAGCCGGCUACAGGCUAAGGUGACCAACACCCAGAUAUUCCAGCUUCAGUUUCAUACUGGAUUCAUACCACUGGAAACCACAGUUUUAAAGUUCACCAAACCUGAGUUGGAUGCAUGUGAUGUACCAGAAAAAUAUCCUCAGCUAUUUCAGGUGACUCUGGAUGUAGAACUACAGCCCCACGACAAAGUGAUAGACUUAACCCCACCAUGGGAACAUUACUGCACAAAAGAUGUCAAUCCUAGCAUCCUCUUCUCGUCUCACCAGGAGCAUCAGGAUACUCUGGUCUUAGGAGGACAGGCUCCAAUAGACAUCCCUCCAGACAACCCCAGGCAUUUUGGGCAAGGUGGCUUCUUUUCCUCUCUCUGUUGGCAAGAUCAGAAAUCAGAAAAAUCAUUCUGUGAGGAGGACCAUGCUGCCCUAGUGAAUCCAGAAAGUGAGCAGUCGGAUGAUGAACUUCUGACCCUUUCCAGUCCACACGGCAACGUGAGUGGUGACAAACAUCAUGGAGCUAAAAAGCCCAGCAAAAAGCAGCAGGGGUCCGCUGCUCCUCCACCCCCCGAGGAUGUGGACCUUCUGGGCCUAGAAGGGUCUGCAGUGAGUAAGAACUUCUCUCCGCCAGUGGCACCUCCCACCAAUUCUGAACUACUGAGUGACCUGUUUGGGGGUGGAGGUGCAGCUGGGCCUGCCCAGCCUGGCCAGUCAGGGGUAGAAGACAUGUUUCAUCCAAGUGGACCUGCGUCCGCCCAGUCGACACCACGCCGAUCUGCCACCUCCACGUCUGCGUCUCCAACCCUAAGAGUGGGAGAAGGUGCCGCCUUUGACCCGUUUGGAGCACCUUCUAAACCAUCAGGUCAGGAUUUGCUGGGUUCUUUUCUGACCACGUCCAGUGCUUCCAGUGACCCCUUUCUUCAGCCUACAAGAAGUCCUUCACCUACAGUGCAUGCUUCUAGUACACCUGCUGUGAACAUUCAGCCAGAUGUUUCAGGAGGUUGGGAUUGGCAUACCAAACCAGGAAGUUUUGGAGUGGGAAGCAAGUCAGCUGCCACCAGCCCAACGGGAUCCUCGCAUGGCACACCCACCCAUCAAAACAAACCACAGACUCUGGAUCCUUUUGCUGACCUUGGGACACUAGGUAGUUCUUCAUUUGCCAGCAAACCCACCACGCCAACUGGAUUGGGUGGAGGAUUUCCACCUCUCAGCUCGCCGCAGAAAGCAUCUCCCCAGCCCAUGGGGGGAGGGUGGCAGCAGGGAGGUGGCUAUAGCUGGCAGCAGACACAGUCUAAGCCACAGACCGGCAUUCCCCACUCGUCUCCCCAGAACCGACCCAACUACAACGUGAGCUUCUCAGCCAUGCCUGGGGGGCAGAGCGAUCGUGGGAAAGGAUCAGCUAAUUUGGAAGGGAAACAAAAAGCAGCUGACUUUGAAGACCUACUUUCUGGUCAAGGUUUCAAUGCACACAAAGACAAAAAGGGGCCUCGAACAAUAGCUGAGAUGAGAAAGGAGGAAAUGGCUAAGGAAAUGGAUCCUGAGAAAUUAAAGAUUCUGGAAUGGAUUGAAGGCAAAGAGAGGAAUAUCAGAGCACUUCUGUCCACGAUGCACACUGUGCUGUGGGCUGGGGAGACCAAGUGGAAACCAGUUGGCAUGGCAGACCUGGUAACACCUGAGCAGGUGAAAAAGGUGUACAGGAAGGCUGUGCUGGUGGUGCACCCAGAUAAAGCUACCGGGCAACCUUAUGAACAAUAUGCAAAGAUGAUUUUCAUGGAGCUCAAUGAUGCCUGGUCUGAAUUUGAAAAUCAAGGUCAAAAGCCCUUAUAUUAA